CUGCUUCUCUGUUAUGUAGCUGAUGAUCUCUAGUUUUAAACCUCCAACCUGCUUCUUCCUUCAAAGUUUCCAUCCAGCAUGGCCUCCCUGAAAUCAGCUGUGGCUUAUUCCAGCAGGCUGCUGACGACGAUCACGCACCAGACUCAUGUUGUUUACAUCAAGAGGAGCCUCCACGUGUCCAGACUGCCGCUCUUCAAACCUGCAGACGGCAGGUUCAUUCCCUUCGUGCGACAGUCGAGCUCCGCAGCAGCCGGAGCUGAGAAAGGAGAAGACUCUUUCCUCAAAUGGUUCCUGCUGCUCAUCCCUGCCACCACGUUCGGCCUCGGUACAUGGCAGGUGAAACGGCGUCAGUGGAAACUGCAGCUGAUCAACGAGCUGCAUAAACUCACCGCGGCAGCACCCAUUCCUCUUCCACUUGAUCCUCAUGAGCUGAAGAGCCUCGAGUACAGACGGGUGAGAGUGCGUGGCCAGUACGACCACUCCAAGGAGCUCUACAUCCUGCCCCGCUCGCCCGUCGACCCAGAGAGAGAGGCCAGAGAGGCCGGCCGACUGUCUUCAAGCGGAGAGAGAGGCGCCAAUGUCGUCACUCCGUUCUACUGCACCGACCUCGGCAUCACGAUCCUGGUGAACAGAGGGUACGUCCCAAGGCAGAAGAUAAGCCCGGAGACCAGGAUGAAGGGGCAGGUGGAGGGUGAAGUGGACGUGGUCGGCGUAGUUCGCCUCACAGAGAUUCGCAAACCUUUCGUACCGAACAAUGACGUGGAGAGGAACCGCUGGCAUUACCGGGACCUGGAGGCCAUGUCCAAUCUCACCGGAGCUGAGCCAAUCUUCAUCGACGCAGACUUCGCGAGCACCAUCCCUGGUGGACCAAUAGGAGGACAGACCAGAGUCACACUAAGGAACGAACACAUGCAGUACAUAAUCACAUGGUACGGCUUGUGUGCAGCGACCUCCUACAUGUGGUUUGCAAAGUUCAUCAAGAGGAUUUAAAUUGUGAUCUAUUGUUGAAUUACACAUGAAGACGAGCAAAUCUGAUAUUGUACUGUAUCACCUCGUGUGCUGCCAGCGUUCACUGACAAACAUGUAAAUAGCUGCUGAUUGUUCUCCUGAAACACGUCUUGAGAAUAAAUUAAUAUAA
Messenger RNA from Larimichthys crocea (large yellow croaker), 1138 nucleotides. It is a transcript of the gene surf1, whose product is annotated as SURF1 cytochrome c oxidase assembly factor. Gene Ontology annotation, cellular component: membrane; mitochondrion. The transcript is spliced from 9 exons. Gene Ontology annotation, biological process: mitochondrial respiratory chain complex IV assembly. Bases 79 to 990 code for a protein of 303 amino acids. The record is from RefSeq and is a predicted model, not a curated record. NCBI's taxonomy places the organism in Eukaryota, Metazoa, Chordata, Actinopteri, Sciaenidae.